This is a messenger RNA of Portunus trituberculatus (swimming crab), 1460 nucleotides long. Its product is annotated as parapinopsin-like. Bases 156 to 1460 code for a protein of 434 amino acids. Gene Ontology annotation, cellular component: photoreceptor outer segment; membrane. Gene Ontology annotation, biological process: visual perception; G protein-coupled receptor signaling pathway. Gene Ontology annotation, molecular function: G protein-coupled receptor activity. The transcript is spliced from 8 exons. Lineage: Eukaryota; Metazoa; Arthropoda; Malacostraca; Decapoda; Portunidae. The record is from RefSeq and is a predicted model, not a curated record.
UCUCUCAAAAUGGAGAUGAUACCCACAACCACCAUCACAACCUCCUCCUCCUCCUCCUCCUCCUCUCCUCUUCCUCUUCCUCCUCCUCCUCCUCCUCCUCUUCCCUGAGCGCCGAGGGGUACUACAUAUCUGCUGCUGUCUUGUUCGUCAUUGCCAUGUUCGGAUUUGUCAACAAUAUGGCUGUGUUCUGUGUUAUUGGCAGGAAUAGAAAUCUACGCACGCCUUUGAACUACCUGUUGGUGAACCUGGGCGUGUCUGACAUGGGCAUAAGUGUGGUAGGGGCGCCUGUGUCUAUGUGCGCGGCUCUAAUGGGUGGCUGGCAGUUCUCCGACGGCAUUUGUGUUACGUACGCCUUCCUUAUGUCACUUUUCGGCAUCACCUCCAUCACCACUUUAACAGUACUAUCUCUGGAACGCUGGCUGAUCAUCACUCGGCCAUUACAAGCUCAAAAAUUCGACAAAGCACGCGCUACAUGGACAGUGUUAGGAAUAUGGCUGUUUUCUCUGCUCCUAACUGCGCCACCACUGGUCGGUUGGGGGCAUUAUGGCAUCGAGGGACCAGGAAUUAGCUGCUCCGUGGACUGGGAGGCCAAAAAGUCACUUAACGCUACUUAUAUAAUCUUCUUGUUUACGUUCGGUCUGGGCGCCCCGCUACUUAUAAUGGCGUUGUCUUACUUACAAAUACUUAUAAGACUGAGACAACACACUACUACCACAACGACAACCACCACCACUACUGCAAGAGCGGAGAAACGCGUAGCAGUAAUGGUGUUAGUAAUGGUCGUUGCGUUCCUAAUCGCUUGGGUCCCUUACGCAGUCAUGGCGCUGGUGGUAGUAGCAAACAGUGGCAGUGGUGGUGGUGGUACUGUUGGGCCCGUGGUUGCCGUCUUUCCAGCCAUCUUCGCUAAGACAUCGUGUAUCUACAACCCUGUAAUUUACGUGGGGCUAAACACGCAGUUCCGGUCUGCCUGGCUGGAGCUAAUACGGUGCAAACAGACAGACAGACACACGCACGCCCACACCACAGAGAAGGUCAGUAUUAGUAACUAUUCAGAACAACAACAACAACAACAACAACAACAACAACAACAACAACAACAACAACAACAACAACUACAACUGCAACUAAUGGUCAACUAUGAUGGAAAGAACCACCUGGCAGUUCCAAUGAGAGAAUUUAAAGCUAGCUCACUCUCUUCCUCCGAGGCGACAAGUGUGAGCGAGAUGGUGAGAGAGAGAGAGAGAGAGAGAGAGAGAGAGAGAGAGAGAGAGAGAGAGAGAGGCUGCAUGAUGUGGGAUGUGCCAGGCUGUACCACCGUCCCUAACUACCUCCUGUGUGGCUACGACCUCUGCAUCACCUUUGCCAAUCUCGUUUGUAAAUAUUUCAAUGACGUGUUGGUCGUCCUCAAGCUUAAGCCUUUUGUAUGUGUUGUUGAGCCUGCAUUUAGUUUGGAAGCUUGA